This is a messenger RNA of Aspergillus brunneoviolaceus CBS 621.78, 1467 nucleotides long. RefSeq names its product protein irs4 (gene irs4). NCBI's taxonomy places the organism in Eukaryota, Fungi, Ascomycota, Eurotiomycetes, Eurotiales, Aspergillaceae. Gene Ontology annotation, cellular component: plasma membrane; cytoplasm. Gene Ontology annotation, molecular function: calcium ion binding; protein binding. The transcript has a single exon. Bases 1 to 1467 code for a protein of 488 amino acids. Gene Ontology annotation, biological process: endosomal transport; endocytosis. The record is from RefSeq and is a predicted model, not a curated record.
AUGAACUCUUAUGCCUCUGAGUUAGCCUCUCUUCGCAGCAACCAAUCUCCAGAGCCACCCGAGAUUGGUUCAGUCAAGGACAAGAUUGGCAAGUUCAGUGCAUACGGAAAACCUGACGGCUCUAGGGACGCUCCCCUCAAAGUACCGGGGGACAUAGGGGGCCUAAGACCACGUACCCCGCAGCAGAUCGCCGCCCAGCUUGCGGCGGGGAGAUCCACGCCUAGCAAGAAACCAGCUCCUACUCCACGCAGCAGCAGCAGCGCCAGUGUUGACCUUCCAAUAAGGCCUGGCGGAGAGCGCGAAAAACCACAGCUCCUAGCACCGAAGCCUGUGUGGGCCACAGCUGCGAGCAAGGCCUCAUUUGAGAAGAUCUUAAAAGACGAGCAGGUCCCUCGACUCGGAGACAAGCAAAUCGAGCGAAAACCUGUCAGGCCGGGUUCUGCUCUAUCGGACUUUGCGCAGCUGGCUGCAGCAAAGUCUCGACCACCACCAGUGCCUCGAAAACCUUGCCUGAAUCCUACUAGCAUCGAUGUCAAUCCGGCAUCGGAGAAACCGAAGAACCUUCCCCGAUUGCAUCCAGCACUCCCUUCGGGAGAUCCUAUCAGGCCCGACGAAAACCCACCAUCAUUACCCCCGCGACCGAGCGAAACACCAUCAUCAUCGAGAAUAGACCUGGCAGGUCAUCGAGCUCUUCUGAGCAGUAGUGAUGGCCGACCGCGACCCUCCAGUCCAGCCUCGGCGUCUAUGUAUGCGAAAUCAGUGACCAACAGUACUCCGAGCCUACUUGAUAGUACCUCUGAAGGAGUACUGUCAGAUGCAAUUGUAGCAUCCUCAUUAGCAUCCACCCGAGCUUCACAGGAGAAGAAAAACGCCCCACCUCCACCACCCCGGCGUCGGCCCCGGUCACGUUCAAUCGUGCAUCUGGGCCACACCAAGAAACAUGAUCACCCGCAAUCGUCCAGUCCUUCUACUGUGCUACGGCAGACGCUUCGACAUCCCAGCAGCUCGGAUGAAGAUGAGGGGUAUCGCCAGCAUAAACACAUAAUACGCAAGCACCCCCACAAACAUCAUGAAGGUGACCGAAAGCGUUGGCGGAGUGAGGUCAGUGAAAAAGACCGGAAGAAGUACGAAGGAGUCUGGGCGGCAAACAAAGGAUUGCUUGUGCCUUUGCCGUCGCAAGUCCCACCCGGCUCAUUGCCCCCCGACGCGUCCGAGAUGGUAGUCAACCUUGUGGUUCGCGACAUCUGGUCUCGCAGCGAGCUUCCAUCGCAUGUCUUAGAGCAGAUCUGGGACCUGGUUGAUCAUCAGAAGAAUGGACUUUUGACCCGCGAGGAGUUUGUGGUGGGGAUGUGGUUGAUCGACCAGCAGCUAAAAGGGCACAAGCUCCCCGUGCGGGUCCCUGACAGCGUUUGGUUCUCCGUAAAGCGGAUAUCAGGGAUAAGAAUACAUUCGCUGCCGCCGUCCUGA